Canariomyces notabilis is the source of this 1979-nucleotide messenger RNA. RefSeq lists its product as uncharacterized. NCBI's taxonomy places the organism in Eukaryota, Fungi, Ascomycota, Sordariomycetes, Sordariales, Chaetomiaceae. Gene Ontology annotation, biological process: regulatory ncRNA-mediated gene silencing. The transcript has 3 exons. Bases 198 to 1616 code for a protein of 472 amino acids. Gene Ontology annotation, cellular component: ARC complex. The record is from RefSeq and is a predicted model, not a curated record.
CAAACAAAUCUUGGUUCGCCCUCUUCAAGCUGCAGCAAACCACGUUUACCAGACUGAUCCUCUUGGAUUGGCAGUCGACCUGCCUUUGCCCAAGUUCCAAAUUGAGCACCCACUGCCUUCAGGCUAACUAUCACAGCAACCCGGAAUCACAUCUGACUUACCAGACUAAACUCACUUCUUUGGCAGCAUCUGCAAGGAUGUCGUCCCCUCCAAUGGCUGGCGCUGCGGAGGAUUUGCAGGGCGACCCGCCGAACGAAGACCUGCCCGAGAAUCUUGAUAUGGGCAAGAUCCAACUGCAAGAUGACAAGGCGCAGGAAGGCAAGAAAAAGAAAAAGAAAAGCCGCAGCGCCAAGAAGAAAAUCACUGGAUUCGAGGAGUACUACUGCGACCCUCCCAUAACACCAGCCGAGCACAUUGAGGAGCAGGAGGUUAUUUACGCACCGCACCGCCCCUUCGUCGACCGCAUCGAGGAGUGUAUCCAGCGGUACCGUGCUCGUCGCCGUCUGGGCCCAGAGCGUGAAAAUCUGUUCUCCAAGUAUCUCACUCUUGGUGGGGUCGAUGCCACGGUGCGCCAGUUCCAGGGCACGCGAGCUCUGGACAAUGAUGUCCUGAAGGAUGCCAGCAAAGCAACAGUCCGAGAGAUAACAGCUGAUGAUGUGAUUCAACGCGGUGGCGAUGGGAAUCUCGCCUCUCGCUUCUACAACCCCAACCACCCCGAGCAUUGGGACGUCGACUUCACGGGCGUUGCUGCAGGAUUCUUGUCUGAACACCUCCCAACAAUGGCUGGGUCGGAUACCAAAUACUACCAAAUGGGCGUCGAGGUUGUUCUCAACUUCCUCAAGUAUGUCGACAUGCACGACGUCUGUCCUGAGUAUCACGCCGACGUCAUGGGUGCACAGCUUGUCUGCAAAAAGGCUCUACAUGAGAUGCCUGCUAUCUGGAAACUUUCUGACCUGCUGCCCGGAGACUUCAAUACCGCAGUCAGCAUAGUCUACUGCAAGACGGGAGAGGAAAGAAUUGUUUCUGGCAAUCAAGCUAGAAUGGCUGCUGACCGCAAGUAUGCCCAACUCAGCCAGGGAGCCACCCUGGCUAUUAUACUCGGGAACAAGACUCUUCCAACCGACUACAAGCCGACCGUUACAAAGACAAUUGCGCUGUCCUUCGAGGUCUGCAAGAUCAACUUUCCAGAUGUUGUCGCUCGAGCGAAGUACAUAUCUAUCAACAGGUACCUUUCCGAAUAUCCCGACAUCAAGCCUUGCGGAACCUUUACUGCGCGCCCAGUCGUUAUCCGAGACGGUUGGGAGAAUACCAUGGUAGAUUCGAUUCCCGAAGAGUACUUGGGCGAGUCGUGCUUCGUGCUGGAGGAGGAAAUCCUGAAACUCUUGAACGUGGGAAUGAAGCUGACCAUGCGAGUCGGCACUUUCGGCUAUAUCGGCCUUAGAUUCAUCGAGGAAAUCAAGAGCGUCAAACCGAGUUUCUACGUCUUCUUACCGCAGGAACUGAUGCUCCAGUUCAAGGAGCCUGUGCUCAAUCCUCGUCCGGCGCCAAGUUUUCACGACUUUGACGGUAGCGGGAACCUCUUGGAUGGGAUUCCGGAUGGCGGUGAUGAUGAGUAAAGGAUGAGGCUGGUUGCGGGCGUUCUUUGGUUGCGGUUGGGGUCAUCAAUGAGAUACAGGGGCUGGGAGGCCGGCGUCGUUGGGCAGAUACCUUACACCUAAAUGAAGGUAUCUAGGUAUGGAGCUGGCUAGCUGAAUCGACCCCGUUUCUUAGAGUCCUCCCAGGUCGAGUUAUCUUCAGUUAUUGCCGUCAGAAUGCAGAUACCCUACCUUAGGCUCUGCGUCCGUUUCACUGGUGGCACUCUUGCGAGCUUCCAUCAUUCGUACUUGUGUUGGGCUAGACCUCGGCCGUGCAAGAGCCGGAAAAGGAUCUGAAUGAGUGACAUAGAACUAGAAAAGUCACGUAAUUAUUCCUGAGUGCUU